AUGUGGGAGUCGCAUUUUCAUUACAUUGCAUCCACCGCACAGCAGGACGACAGGACAAACGUCCUGGCAAAUCCGAUUCGUGGGACAGUGGAUAUUGCCAAGUGGCAUAUAUCAGCGCCUACGCCAUGGGAAAAGACGAUCUACGACCCCUUCCAGGAUGCAGAUAUCGGCUCACAAUUCCCUUUGCAAAAGUCCCGAGACAACUACAUACGAGGGUCAUGCGGGCUGUUGUCAUACAUACAUGCCCCCGACAUCUAUCUGUUUCUCGAGAUCCCGUUGGCAAAAAGCAAAACCCGUCUAUGCAAUUUCCCUCCCUCCCCUCCCACGGGAACGGAGCAAUCCGUUUUGACUCGUGCCUAUACAUUACAUUUGCCCUUGGGCUCUCUCCCCCCUGAAAUAUGUAAAUGUAGCAAAGCGGGCACUUCGGGUCUCAAGUGGUGGCCCACGAGGUCCAUGACAUGGACAACAACGUGGCAAUCGUCUGCUGACUGCCGCUCCGGCCAAUUACCAGUCAUAUACGAUUCCAAGCCCUCGUCGAGCCCAAUAAAAAUCAAGGACUCUGCUUUUCCGCAGCAAAGUGAUUCGACUGGGCCAUCUGCCAGGUGA
Trichoderma harzianum CBS 226.95 is the source of this 606-nucleotide messenger RNA. RefSeq lists its product as hypothetical. The record is from RefSeq and is a predicted model, not a curated record. The transcript has 3 exons. Lineage: Eukaryota; Fungi; Ascomycota; Sordariomycetes; Hypocreales; Hypocreaceae. The coding region runs from base 1 to 606 and encodes 201 amino acids.